Molecule: messenger RNA, 565 nt
Organism: Bombina bombina (fire-bellied toad)
Lineage: Eukaryota; Metazoa; Chordata; Amphibia; Anura; Bombinatoridae
Product: 39S ribosomal protein L14, mitochondrial
Exons: 1
Coding region: 35-370 (111 amino acids)
Biological process (GO): translation
Cellular component (GO): ribosome; mitochondrion
Molecular function (GO): structural constituent of ribosome
Source: RefSeq, a predicted model, not a curated record
CAGAAUCUCAGCAUCAUGUAGUGCUAUUCAGAAGAUGACCCGUGUUCGAGUAGUGGAUAACAGCUCGUUGGGUAACACACCCUACCACCGACCUCCUAAGUGCAUCCAUGUUUACACCAAGACUGGAGUUGGAAAGGUGGGAGACAAAAUCCUCUUGGCUAUUAAGGGCCAGAAGAAAAAGGCUGUCAUAGUGGGUCACAAGAUGCCCGUAGGCUCUAUGACACCACGGUUUGACUCCAAUAAUGUAGUGCUUAUAGAGGACAACGGUAACCCUGUAGGCACAAGGAUAAAGACUCCGAUCCCCACUAGCCUGAGGAAACAAGAGGGCGAAUACUCCAAGUUGUUGGCCAUAGCACAGACAUUUGUGUGAUGCAGAUUAAAGGCACUUGUUGUACUUAUGGACUGAGCUGGGCCUGAGAUAGGCUACUGUCUGUAUAAAGGUUGUCCAUGGUAGCCCAGAAUUCAUUCUGUGCCAAAACGACUCCACACACCAUGCUCAUAAUCACCAUGCUGUAUAGUGACUACUUUAACCAAACUAAAACUAAUUAAUCUUAAAAAAAAAAAA